Chaetomium strumarium is the source of this 2662-nucleotide messenger RNA. RefSeq lists its product as uncharacterized. The transcript is spliced from 2 exons. The record is from RefSeq and is a predicted model, not a curated record. Bases 120 to 2261 code for a protein of 713 amino acids. Lineage: Eukaryota; Fungi; Ascomycota; Sordariomycetes; Sordariales; Chaetomiaceae.
CGACUCCGGCUUCAUCAUUCCAGCUCCCCCGCGAGCCCAUCCCGUCCCUCCUCGUCAAACAAAGGAAGCUACCUUGGUAUGCAUCAACGUGUUCUCUUAGUGCUUGAAAGUUGCUUGACAUGUCCGGCUUCGAGGUGGUAGGGGCGGUCGCCGACGCCGGCCAGUUCACUGAGCAAUUUAUCGCCGUCGGGAAGCUCCUCCGAUCAGUCUAUCAGCAAAUGCGAGACGGUCCAGCCGACAUUCUUCAGCGGUUCCAGGAACUGGAAACAUUCCGCGAGAUCGUCGACCAGAUCCGCUCCAUUGAACCCCUACAAACAAAGACUGCCGAGGACAUUUUCGCCCGAUGCGACACAUAUGCGCGACAAUUGACGACAAUCUUGCAAAGCAUCAGCUCGGACGCAAAGGAUCCACUGAACCAGAGGACAUGGAAGGCUAUUGUUGGAGUCGCUAGAGAGGAAGACAUCUCCAAGCUCCUAUCGGGUCUCGAGCGUGAAAAGGCGUCGCUGCAACUCCACAUAAAUGCUGCCACCAUAUCCAUCUCCCACGCUGCAGGACCGCAGCUUGCCUCUAUCGAGGACAAGAUAGACCGCAUUCGAUCGCUUGCUCCCGCCUCCUGCUCUGCCACGGAUCGCCAGGCGAACUGUAUUCGCGACCUGCUCGAAAAGGACCAGGCCGUGGUUCGCUCGGGUCUAAAGACGACCAAAGGCCAGAUUGUUUCCGGAACCUGUGACUGGAUCCUUGAAGACCCUCUCUACCAAAGCUGGCUUGAUUCCACCACCAAGUUUUUCUGGAUCUCGGGUGGCCCAGGCAUGGGUAAAACGAUGCUAUCGAUCUAUCUCAGUGAGCAUCUUGAACGCCGCCGCCCAAACCAUGGUGACGCUGUCAUCUAUUUCUUCUGUGACUCCAGGGAUCAGCAGCGAAACACGGCCGUUUCAGUAGUCCGCGGCUUGAUGUACCAACUGAUCCGUCACAAAGCAGAUCUCGUUGAUUGCCUUCUGGAUAGCUACGACAUAUACAAGGAACGACUCUUCAACGGCGACAUGUUUGAGAAGUUGUGGGAUAUCUUCUUGGCAAUGCUAACCGGGCUGAGACCGUCAAAGGCGGUUUGCAUUCUUGAUGGACUCGAUGAAUGCCAGCCCGACUCGCUCCGCCAGCUCCUCACCAAGCUGCCACUAUUAGCGGCUGCCAAGCCGGAGCAGCAGCAGACGGCCGGUUCGUUCAAGAGAAUCUUCCUCAGCAGAGAGCACCCUACUUCAAUUACGAGUGCACUUGACACCGCGAUCAGAAUCCAGCUAGACCGCGGCCCAGGGUCUGCAACGAGCGAAGGGUUGGAGCGAUACAUCUCGCUCGCAGUUGAUGACUUCGGCCAGCCAACGAAUAAAGACUAUCCCGAAGAGCUCUCACUCAAAGUUAAGAAGGUGUUACCGGAGCGAUCCGCGGGUACCUAUCUCUGGGUCGGCUUCACCAUUCGGGCACUUCAGGACAAGGAACCAUCUGAGGUGGAAGAAUUCCUCCAACGGCUUCCAAGCGGUCUGGAUGACAUGUAUGGAAGACUCAUAUCGCAGUUCAGACCGGGCCACCUAGAGCAAAUUCGGGAGCUCCUCGACUGGUCCCUCUUCGGCGUCUUCGACGGUGGGGCGGAUUUCGAGUUGCUUGUCGAUGCACUGGGAAUCAGGGCCAAUGAGUCGCUGACUGCGGUCCAAAUACUUCGGGACCGCAUCGCCUAUUGCCGGGGUUUUGUAGUUACCUUAGGAGACACCGCGUUUUUGUACCACCAGAGUGUUGAAGACUACUUUCUUGGGGUGCGCACUUCUAGGGCAGCGAGUGGACUGUUGUCGGACCUCGUGCCGUUUGACAAGUCUCAAGGGCACGCCAGGCUUGCGUCCAGGUGUUUGGACUAUCUUCAGGUACAGCUCGAGCAGCACACUUACGGAGAAUUCCGGGAACUCGGAUGGUAUUCACUCGGUUUCAAGGGUUCCCGCCCGUUCCUACGGUACGCACUUUGCAAGUGGCAUUGCCAUAUGCGGGAAGCUGGCCCAGCUAUGCUAGCCGUGGCCGAUUCACACAAAGACUUCUUCGAGAAGAACUCCGACGUCCGCGCAAAUUGCUACACCUGGACGCCGAUUAGCUUUGAAGAUUUUGAUUACCAGACGGCCUGGGAGCGCGAGAAGAACUGGAAGAGCGUAGAAGCACCGGCAAAAGCACCGGCAGUGUCUAGUCCAUCCGGAUCUUCACCUCUUCGCGUCCCUCGGUCUGGAUGAGCUGUUAGUGCGAAUGCUAAAGUCCCCAAGAUUAAGACUUCGUCUGGACGGCUCCUUCUCUGCGGACAGAAAUACACCCGUUACGCCGCUCAUUUGUGCAAUCCUGGGAGGCUGGCCCUCAACGGUCGAGCUUCUUCUUGCCCGCGGAGCGGACCCGAAUGUGGCACCGGCACGUUCCGGAACGCUGUUUGAACGGUGCUAUACACACGGACGAUCGAUUGAGCGUGUCACACCCCUAAGUUAUGCCGUCCAUUGUCAUUCCACCAUCCUUCGUCCGGGUGCAAGGCAUUCAACUACGAGUAUUGUUAAGGCACUGAUAUCUGCGGGCGCCCGUGUGAAUGGCGUCAGGGCAAGGACUAGUCCUUUGACUCCACCACCUCGGCCUUUAUACGAAGCUGUCU